This is a messenger RNA of Tripterygium wilfordii, 2672 nucleotides long. RefSeq names its product endoglucanase 6-like. The transcript is spliced from 9 exons. The coding region runs from base 349 to 2217 and encodes 622 amino acids. The record is from RefSeq and is a predicted model, not a curated record. Gene Ontology annotation, biological process: carbohydrate metabolic process. NCBI's taxonomy places the organism in Eukaryota, Viridiplantae, Streptophyta, Magnoliopsida, Celastrales, Celastraceae. Gene Ontology annotation, molecular function: hydrolase activity, hydrolyzing O-glycosyl compounds; carbohydrate binding.
UGUUCUUUUCUCAACCGUUUUCACUCCUCUUGAAUAAAAAAAACAAGAUUAUUUCAAUAAUAAUAAUAAUAAUAGAAAAAGAAUCCAUUAAUGAGUUCUGCCAAUUUUUGGGCUCUUGGUAGCUUCCUUCCUUUCUCAAUAUAUAGAGCCAUAACUCCUUCCCCUAAAGCACUCCCCUGCUCUCUUUCCUCUUCCUCUCUGUUAUCCUCUCACUUUUCUUGGUGAGUUUAUCAGAACUUUUAACUGGUAAAUCCUGCAGACAUUGCCAUUGUAUUUUAUAGCUUGUGUUUACAGAUCAGGCUCUCUCUUUUUGUGGGUAUACAUAUUUUGGGACUAUUUUAGUUACUCAUGGAGAAGUUCACGAGACUUAUUUCAAUGUCUCCUCUGCUUCUGCUUCUUUGCUUGCCUCUAGCGCUUGCUAGUCAUGACUAUGGCCAAGCACUCAGUAAGAGCAUUCUCUUCUUUGAAGCCCAGAGAUCUGGUUACCUCCCCCAUGACCAGAGAGUCACUUGGAGAGCGAACUCUGGCUUGAAUGAUGGCAAAGCUAGUGGGGUGGAUCUGGUUGGAGGGUACUAUGAUGCAGGUGACAAUGUGAAGUUUGGGCUUCCCAUGGCAUUCACCAUUACAAUGAUGUCAUGGAGCAUAUUAGAGUAUGGAGAACAACUUGCUCAUACUGGUGAGCUUGGUCAUGCCAUGAAUGCUGUUAAGUGGGGUACUGAUUAUCUCAUUAAAGCUCACCCUGAACCAAAUGUUUUCUAUGGAGAGGUAGGAGAUGGUAACACUGACCACUACUGCUGGCAAAGGCCGGAGGACAUGACCACCGACAGGCGGGCUUACAGGAUCGACCAGAACAAUCCCGGGUCGGAUCUUGCUGGCGAAUCUGCAGCCGCCAUGGCCGCUGCCUCCAUGGUUUUCCGGCACUCUAACCCCGCCUACUCAGCCGAGCUUCUUCACCAUGCCUUUCAGUUAUUUGAUUUUGCCGACAAAUACAGGGGCAAAUACGACAGCAGUAUUACUGUUGCGCAGAAGUACUACCGAUCCAUCAGUGGCUACAAUGAUGAGUUGCUAUGGGCUGCUGCUUGGUUGUACCAAGCAUCUAAUAACCAAUAUUACUUGGAGUACCUUGGAAGUAAUGGUGAUUCAAUGGGUGGAACUGCUUGGUCCAUGACCGAGUUUGGUUGGGAUGUCAAGUAUGCUGGGGUUCAAACUCUUGUUGCCAAGUUCUUGAUGCAAGGCAAAGCUGGUGAUCAUGCACCAGUCUUUGAAAGGUACCAACAAAAGGCUGAAUCUUUCAUGUGUGGCUGCUUGGGGAAAGGCAACAAGAAUGUUCAGAAGACUCCUGGUGGUCUAAUUUUCCGCCAGAGAUGGAACAAUAUGCAGUUUGUCACGAGUGCCUCCUUCCUCACGACGGUCUACUCUGACUAUCUCACAUCCGCUGGUAGAUCAUUGAGGUGUGCUGCUAGCAAUGUUGCACCAUCUGAACUCCUUGGCUUUGCAAAGUCUCAGGUGGAUUACAUUCUUGGAGACAACCCAAGAGCCACUAGUUACAUGGUGGGCUAUGGAAACAACUACCCGCAACAAGUUCACCACCGGGCAUCCUCGAUUGUUUCCGUUAAGCAUAAUCCAUCAUUUGUCAGCUGCAGAGGAGGUUAUGCCACUUGGUUCAGCAGGAAAGCGAGUGAUCCCAAUGUUCUCACUGGCGCUCUUGUUGGCGGGCCAGAUGCUUAUGACAACUUUGCUGAUGAAAGGGACAAUUAUGAGCAAACAGAACCUGCAACCUACAACAAUGCUCCUCUCCUCGGUAUAUUGGCACGACUUGGUGGUGGUCAUAGCGGUUAUAAUCAACUCCUUCCAGUGGUUUUUCCAGCUCCUACCAAACCAGUGGCAGCACCGCAACCUAAAGUGACUCCUGCUCCAGCUUCAUCUUCUGUCCCAAUUGCAGUUGAGCAGAAAAUGACAACUUCAUGGAAUGACAAGGGAAAACCUUUUUACCGAUAUUCCACGGUGGUAACUAACAAUUCUGGUAGGACUUUGAAGGAUCUCAAGCUCUCAAUAUCCAAGCUUUAUGGUCCUCUAUGGGGCCUCAACAAGUCUGGAAAUGUCUAUGGUUUACCAACAUGGCUCAACUCUUUACCUGCUGGGAAGAGUCUUGAGUUCGUCUACAUCCACUCCGCCUCUGCUGCAGAUGUCUCAGUUUCCAGCUACACUUUGGGCUAGAAAGUGAGGAAAAUCAGCUAAAUCGGACUGGUAAUAUAAGAAUUGUGCAUAUAAAAUGCAGAGUGAAGGGUCUUUUUCGUUUAUUUGUCCUCCUUUUCGUAUUUCAACCCGUUGGUUUGGUAUCUGAUUAGGUUUUUAGAUGAUAGAAGGUCAGAAAUAAAAUUGGGGGAUGAAAGGAGUGAAGAGACCAUUUGAAAAGAAGUGCUCAUCCUCUUUCUCCUCCAAUAUACCGUUUAUACAGAUAGAUAUGGAAGAGAGAGUGGGAGCUGAGAAGUAAAAAAGUAAUGACUUCUCAGUAGUUUGCAAGGAGAACCUUUUUCAUUCUUCUUUUGUAUUUCAGAGGAUCAAGCUCUUGUGUAUCUUUCUUUUGUGCUGUGAUGUUGUAGUCUUUGCAACAUUCUAUAUAUGUUUCCCAAUAUGAAUAUAGUUUUUGAAAUGACAUUGUGUUACUCUGC